ACUUCCUGCGCGGGAACCGGAGCCAUUCAGCCACCCGGCUCUCCGUGGUCCCGGCUCGCGUGGUAGCGGCAGCGGCGGCGUCUCCGUGAGGAGGCGCGCGAGGCCAUGACGUCAGCGUCCACAAAGGUCGGAGAAAUUUUCUCGGCGGCGGGCGCCGCCUUCACGAAGCUCGGAGAGCUGACGAUGCAACUGCAUCCCGUGGCCGACUCUUCCCCCGCGGGGUACGUGAGCCCGGACUGGGACGUGGAUGCUUGAGAGCCGACGCUUGGACUCAAUCACAGACACGGACCCCCUCUAGAACAGGGACAGAUGUUAGUUUCUGUUUGUGCCUGGCACAGCGCAGAGUAGGUGUUAAUAAAAGAUUGCUGAAUGAGGGAAUGAAUGACAGAUGAAAACAGACUGAGGCACAUAACCCGGACUCAUUUCACAGUUCUGCCCUGCUAUGAACCUGCAGGCCACAAACCACCACCAACCACUACCACCCACCCCAACUCAUGCGAUACCCUCAGAUUGCUGCAGACUGUGUUCAGGGGUACUGUCUUGCGAAGUGGACGGAGACGGAGAUAGAGAUGCUGAGGGCUGCUGUGAAGCGAUUUGGGGACGAUCUUAAUCACAUCAGCUGUGUCAUCAAGGAACGGACAGUGGCUCAGAUAAAGGCCACUGUGAAACGCAAGGUAUAUGAAGACUCUGGCAUCCCCCUUCCAACUGAGUCACCCAAGAAAGGGCCCAAGAAGAUGGCCUCUGGUGUCUUGUCACCUCCUCCAGCUGCCCCUCCACCCAGCAGCUCCAGUGUCCCUGAGGCCGGGGGUCCCCCCAUAAAGAAACAGAAGGCUGAUGUGACACUCAGUGCUCUGAAUGACUCCGAUGCCAACAGUGACCUGGUGGACAUUGAAGGGCUAGGAGAAACUCCUCCAGCUAAGAAACUCAACUUCGACCAGGGUAGGAGUCCUCCUCCCCCCAUACUAGCUAAAGGGGUUGGGGAGGAAGUGUUCACCUUGAUGGUAGGGGAGGGUCUCAGCAGGAGCCCCUCCCUUGUACAGGGGCUUCGGGAGAGACAGUGUUCUCACACACAGUGCAGGGGACUGGGUCAGUAAGUAGCAGGGUGUUUCAGGGAGGUGGGAGUUGUCUUUGGAAGCAUACUUGGGGCUCGCUCCAUCUCGGCCCAUCUUACUUCCUGUUCCAGACAGCCUGACCCUGGAAUCUGGCCUUCUCAUGACCUCUGCUGAUCCUCCCCUACUCUCCCGCUGAGCCUUCCACCUCUGACCCCUCACACCGUUCAUCCUGGACCUGUGGAUUGCCUGGGACUCUGAGCAAGGCCUGCACAAGAGAGGGCCUAAAGGCUGGUGGGGCUGUCCACCUUACUGUUCCUGUAAAAGCAUCUGCCCCCAAAGCCUUUGACCUCCACCUGAUGGACAUUUUUAUACAGAAAAUAAUAAAGAUUUUCCUCUCAGC
Carlito syrichta (Philippine tarsier) is the source of this 1452-nucleotide messenger RNA. RefSeq names its product chromosome unknown C17orf49 homolog (gene BACC1). The record is from RefSeq and is a predicted model, not a curated record. Lineage: Eukaryota; Metazoa; Chordata; Mammalia; Primates; Tarsiidae. Gene Ontology annotation, cellular component: MLL1 complex; NURF complex. The transcript is spliced from 5 exons. Bases 495 to 1094 code for a protein of 199 amino acids.